This is a messenger RNA of Pediculus humanus corporis (human body louse), 1491 nucleotides long. Its product is annotated as sugar transporter, putative. The record is from RefSeq and is a predicted model, not a curated record. Gene Ontology annotation, cellular component: membrane. Bases 1 to 1491 code for a protein of 496 amino acids. The transcript is spliced from 8 exons. Gene Ontology annotation, biological process: transmembrane transport. NCBI's taxonomy places the organism in Eukaryota, Metazoa, Arthropoda, Insecta, Psocodea, Pediculidae. Gene Ontology annotation, molecular function: transmembrane transporter activity.
AUGGGUAAUUCUAAGGAACCGCUAAAAAAAUUUAAUGAUAAAUUUUUGUCGAAUGAUUUACCCGAAGGUAACAAACAACCAUUUUUAAAUAAUGAUGAUGAUAAUUAUCAAUUUGAUCAUUUAAUGGAAGAAAUAGGUAACGAUGGGAAAUUUCAAAAAAGAUUUAAUUUUUUAUAUAAUUUUAUUAUUGUUAUUUUUUUAACCAUGCCUUAUUUAAAUAUUAUAUUGGCAAUGACUAUACCUGAGCAUUUUUGCCAAGUCCCAGGAAUGGAAGCAACUAAUUAUUCGUUAGAAGAAUGGAAAGAAAUAUGGCUACUCAAAAUUAAUAAAUCAGGAGAAACGUUAUACGAUUCUUGUAAAAUGUAUAUUGUAAAUGGAACUGAAAAAAAUUCGAUAAGUUGUUUAUACGGUUGGAAUUUCGAUCGAACAUGGUACAGCGAAACCGUUACAACAGAACAAAAUUGGGUUUGCGAUAAAGAAAUUUACGUAUCGAACACAUUUGCUGCUGGAAGAAUAGGAGAAAUUAUAGGUACUUUUGUUUUUGGACAAUUAGGAGAUAGUUAUGGUCGUAAACCUGUUUUUUACUUAUCGAUUCUUAUUCUAAUAAUUGGAAGAACUUUAUCCGUUUUUGUUUCUGGAAAUUAUUUAUUUUUUCUUUUUUCAAUUGCUUUGGGUAGUACUGCUUCAACAAGCGUUUUUCAAUCACCGUUAGUAAUAAGUAUGGAAGUUUCAGAUGAGAAAAAACGUUCCCACAUUGCAUUUUUACAAUGCACAGGUUGGGUUUUAGGUUUAUGCCUUUUAAUUCUUAUUGCUUGGGGAUUAAGAGACUGGAAAUUAAUUAUGCUAGUAUCAACACUUCCAAAUAUUGUUUGUUUUUUUAUGUAUGAACUUUUACCUGAGUCUCCAAGAUGGUUGGCGAGUCGUGGUAAAAUAGAAGAAGCUGUAAAUGUUUUGAAGUAUAUUUCAAAUAUAAAUAAAACAAAAAUUCCAAAAAACACAUAUUCAGUAUUAGAAAAGAUAAAAAACAAAAAAGAAACAUUUUAUGGAUUAGCCAGUCUUUUUGCUAAUUGGAGAUUAGCAAAAAAUACAAUUAUUAUUAUUACUUGCUGGUCGGUUUCAGGAUUAUGCUAUUAUGUUAUUACUUUAAACGUUACUAACAUGUCAGGGAAUCCAUUUAUGAAUUUUUUUUGGCAAUCAUUGGUUGAAUUACCAGGUUAUAUAUUGGGAAAAGUUUUAAGUGAUAGAAUUGGUAGAAGAUGGACACAAACAGGAGCUUAUGCAUUGGGAGGAGCUUUUUGUUUAUCUACUUUACUUGUACAAACAUUAAUUGAUUUGAGACUACCAUAUGUACUUCUUUUGGGUAUGAUUAUAUUAGGAGGUUUAAGUUCAUCAUUUUUACCGGAAACCUUAUAUAAAAAACUUCCAGAAACACUUGACGAUGCGAAAAUUUUUGGAAAGAAUCAAAAAUACUGGUCUUUUUCUUUGGAAUAA